AUGUGUUCCACAAAUAAAUUUGGAUUCCCAAAUGAACCAUAUGAUAUACAGUCAGAAUUUUGUUUGAGUGCCUGGAAGCUGUAUGAUAUAGAUAGAGGAAUUGGAAUUUUUGAAUCUCCAACUGGCACGGGCAAAACUUUGAGCAUUUUAUGUUCUUCUCUAAGUUGGAUAAACCAGAAAAUUUCCAGUCCUGUAUCUUCUGGACAAGUAAGUAAAUCGGUACCAUUAUGGGUCGUUAAUGCAAUCAAAAAAAAAAGAGAAAAUUCAUUUGAGCAAUAUAUAAAUGGGAAAAGUAACUUUUUAAGGCAUAUUAAGGAUGAUAUUUUAAAUUCAACCAAAAAAAACAUAGAUGAAUUAACAUUGACUGAAAAUUUGAAUUUUUCCCCCAGUUUCUAUCAGAUAAUUAUUUCUAGUAGAACGCACACACAAUUAACGCAAUUUGUUGAAGAGUUUAUAAAAAUAAAGAUUGCAAAUAGAAAUAAUUUUCAUAUCUCCAAUAUUUAUUCAAUUGUACCACUUGCAAGUAGAUCUCAUCUUUGUUUGCAUAAUCAAGUCAAAAAUUAUCCAAGCCAUCUUAUUAAUGACGCCUGUAAAUUAUAUUCUGGCGAGGGAAAAAAAGAAAAUAAAUGCAUAUAUAAAGAAAACUACAUGGAACUUGCAAAAAAGUGCUUAAUUGAACCAAUGAACAUUGAAGAAUUAUGUAAGGAAGGUUAUAGUUUAAGUGCAUGCCCAUAUUAUGCAACUAAAGAAGCCAGCAAAUAUUCGGACAUUAUUCUCGUACCUUACAGCAUUAUUUUCAAUAAAACUACUCGAGAAUCAUUUGGAAUCUUGCUUGACAAGAAAAAAACUUUUUGCUUCAUUGACGAAGCACACAAUUUAAUCAAUGCAUUGGAAUCAAAUAAUAGAGCCAGUUUUACUUUAAUUUCUUGCCAAAUAUUGAAUUAUUCGUUCGAAAAGCUAAUUUCAACAAAUGAUUGUACUACUAAAAAUAAUUUUUUUGCAACUUUCAAACAGCUAGUUAGGUUAGUCAAAUGUAUUUAUUCGUCUACCAGUAAUAUAAUUAAUACUAAUAAACGUAAACAUAAUGAAAGUGAAAUGAAAAGUAAUCAAAUAUUACUUGGCCCACUCGAAUUUAUAAACAACUACCAAAUAAAUGCAUUUGAUCUAAACAAAAUAAUCAAUUUUAUCAUUGAAAAUGAAUUAUGUACUAAAAUUAAAGACAUAAUUAUCAAAUUUGGAAGGUAUUUCCCAAUUAAAUUCAAUAGUUUUGAAGAAAUAAUCUCCUAUUCAAAUUCCCUGUUUUUAUUCAAAGAUUUUAUUGCUGCUUUAGUUUGCUCUGAUAAAGAAUUCGACAAAGUUAUUAUUGAAACUAGCUUUGAUCAUUCAGAUAACAAACAGGUUACCAUUACAGUUGUUCCUAUUAAUGUUCAAUCAAGUUUUACUGAUAUAUUUGCCAACACAAAAUCUACGAUGCUUGUUGGAGGGACAUUAGAACCUUUGACCGAGUUUCAACCAUUAAUAUCACCGAUGGAACCUACAAAUAUUGUAAAGUUUUCUGCAAAUUACCAUAUUUCUAGUAAUAAUCUGAUGUGUUUGAUUAUUCCAAAGUUUAUUGACAAUAGUAUUGUCGACUUAAGAUACGAAUAUAGAACUGAUGUAAAGCAGCUACUAAAUCUUUGUGAGUUAUUUUCAGUGCUUUCAUCAGAAGUACCUAACGGAAUAUGCGUUUUCUUUACAUCCUACACUUUCCUUGAUGUAUUUUUCAAGUUUCUUAUUUCAGAAAGCUCUAAACACUACUACCGGUCGAUUAUAAAAAACAAGAAAAUAUUUAAGGAGAAAAGGCAAGGUUCGAAUUGUGGGAAGGUAUUGCUAAAUUUAUAUAAAGACCACAUCAUGAAUAACAAGGACUAUGGCGCAAUGCUUUUUGCUGUUUUAAAUGGAACUCUUUCGGAAGGAGUUAAUUUUUCAGAUGAACUUUGCAGAUGCCUUGUAGUUAUUUCGCUUCCAUUCCCACAAAAGACCGAGAUUUUUUCUUGUAAAGAAAGAUAUUUCAACGGAAGUAUUGGGGAUUGCAAUAAGUACGAGAACAUGUAUAGAAAAAUAAUUUGUAUGAAAACAGUAAAUCAAUGUAUUGGGCGUGCAAUAAGACAUAGAAAUGACUAUUCAACUAUUUUAUUGGUUGAUCAUCGAUAUAAUAAUACUGAGAUAAAGCAAAUGUUGCCAAAGUGGGUGGCUAAAAAUAUCCCUAAUGACACAUUAAUUGAAUGGAAUUUUCAGAGUAAUGUGAUUUUAAAACUCAGAGAUUUUUAUAAAAAUAAAUCUUAG
Molecule: messenger RNA, 2325 nt
Organism: Cryptosporidium ubiquitum
Lineage: Eukaryota; Apicomplexa; Conoidasida; Eucoccidiorida; Cryptosporidiidae
Product: helicase
Exons: 2
Coding region: 1-2325 (774 amino acids)
Biological process (GO): establishment of sister chromatid cohesion; nucleobase-containing compound metabolic process
Cellular component (GO): nucleus
Molecular function (GO): DNA helicase activity; ATP binding; hydrolase activity, acting on acid anhydrides, in phosphorus-containing anhydrides
Source: RefSeq, a predicted model, not a curated record